This is a messenger RNA of Ilex paraguariensis (yerba mate), 375 nucleotides long. Lineage: Eukaryota; Viridiplantae; Streptophyta; Magnoliopsida; Aquifoliales; Aquifoliaceae. The record is from the annotation of a GenBank genome assembly.
AUGGCCGGUGAAACAGCUGGAGCAAGAAAGAAGAGGAAGGCAGUGAAUGGCAUGAAUAAGAAAGUCGUUACUACCCAGAAGAAGAAGGAUGGUGAAAUAAGUAAGAGUUCAAAAGGUUACACUGGUUUCCUGAACAAAGAUGCGAAAAAUUAUUUGAAACCUGUUUUUGUCGUUGCCCAUUUUAGGAUUAAAGAAAUAGAAGUUUCCCCUGAUUUUAUUUCAAAAAUGUUGAAAGUUCUCAGACUUGUCAUCAUUGAGGAUAUCAUUGUAUUUCCUUACAAAAGUAAAGAGGAAGUCCCUAGCAUGGAAACAGUUAUUGAGACAAUUUGUGAUGCCGCUAUCAAUUGCGUGGAUGAGAAUAGUAAAAUAUAUUAG